Messenger RNA from Cuscuta campestris, 2111 nucleotides. The record is from the annotation of a GenBank genome assembly. NCBI's taxonomy places the organism in Eukaryota, Viridiplantae, Streptophyta, Magnoliopsida, Solanales, Convolvulaceae.
UACUACACUGAGCAAUAAAAUGUCUAAUUUAGAAAACCAAAUUCUAAAUAUAUAUUGGGGAGGAGAAAUAAUUCAAAGUAAUGGAGAUAUUUCCUACACAAGGGAAUAUCAAAAAACUUUGAUGGUUAAUUCGAGUAUGUCUUGGGAAAAUAUUCGCCAAGAAAUUCAAUCACAUUAUACGGCAGAUGGUUACGGGAUUAUAUCCAAAAUAUCUGGAAAAAUUCCUUACUCCGUCCCUGGUAUCAGUUCGAUGAAAUUGAUGGGCAUCGACAGUGAUAGGUUAUGGGAAAUAUUUUUCCAAAAGGCCAUUCCCUUGGGUUUACUAGAAGUAUACAUCGACAGUGCUCGUGCGGGUGGAGAUGAGGCCGGUCCAUCGAGACGUGAUUAUCGUGUUCGUUCGCAGGGGGAGACGAUUGCAGAUGAAGUUAUUGACAACCCUGACUCUGAUGAUGAUGAAGAGUACAUUCCUUCGGACGAUGACAUUGACACAGAAGAACAUUGGAUCCAUGAAAUGGAAGCUGAAGCUGGUGUAAGAGGAAUUUCUGGUGGCGUGUCUAAUGGCCCUCUUGCAAUAGUCGAUGUUGUCUAUGCAUCCGAACCACCAAACCUUAAUGCUACACCUGAAGAGACCCCGCGCUUUAAGAAUUUAUUCCACAAAAACUGGGAAAGAUUGGGAGGGAGAAGAUCGAUCGAUCGAUCGAAAAUGGAGAGCGCAUGCGAACUUGUAGAGUUCCCGCAGCUGCCAACUCCGAUCGAGACGAAUUACAGGGCAUGCACCAUACCUUACAGGUUCCCUUCCGAUAAUCCCAAGAAGGCUACGCCCACUGAGAUCGCCUGGAUUAACCUCUUCCUCAACUCCAUCCCUUCUUUCCGAAAGCGCGCCGAGAGUGACGAUUCCGUCACGGAUGCUCCACUGAGAGCUGAUAAAUUUGCUCAAAGGUAUGCUGGAAUACUUGAGGAUUUGAAGAAAGAUCCUGAAAGCCACGGUGGACCACCUGACUGCAUUCUUCUUUGCCGACUUCGUGAACAAGUACUAAGAGAAGUGGGAUUCAGAGAUAUAUUUAAAAGGGUUAAGGAUGAAGAAAAUGCUAAAGCUAUUUCCUUAUUUGAGCAUGUAAUUCGCCUCAAUGAUGCUAUUGAGGAUGAAGCUAUGCGCGUUGAGAAUUUGGUUAAAGGAAUAUUCGCAGGAAACAUAUUUGACCUUGGCUCUGCCCAGCUUGCAGAGGUGUUCUCCAAUGAUGGCAUGUCUUUUCUUGCCAGCUGUCAAAAUCUUGUUCCUCGACCAUGGGUUAUUGAUGAUUUGGAUGCAUUUAUAUUGAAAUGGAGCAAAAAAUGUUGGAAAAAGGCUGUAAUUUUUGUUGAUAACUCAGGUGCAGAUAUCAUUUUGGGAGUUUUACCAUUUGCAAGAGAGUUACUUCGCCGUGGGACACAGGUUGUUUUGGCAGCUAAUGACCUGCCUUCUAUAAACGAUGUAACUCACACAGAGCUAAUUGAUAUUAUUUCUAAGCUGAAGGAUGAGCAUGAAAAGCUUGCAGGAGUUGAUACCUCCAAUCUUUUUAUUGCAAAUUCUGGUAAUGAUUUGCCGGUUAUAGAUCUUACCAGAAUAUCACAGGAGCUUGCAUAUCUGGCGAGUGAUGCUGACAUUGUCAUUCUGGAGGGCAUGGGCCGUGGAAUAGAAACUAACUUAUAUGCUCAAUUCAAAUGUGAUUCUAUUAAGAUUGGAAUGGUAAAGCACCCAGAGGUGGCACAGUUCCUUGGGGGAAGGUUGUACGAUUGCGUCUUCAAGUACAAUGAGGUUUUGGGUUAAACUUACCUCAACCCCCAGUUUUUAUGUGACUAUUAAAGAAAGAUGCAGAUUAUUGCAUUAAAAAAUAGAAGGAAAAAUAAAGGCAGUCUGGGUCUUGGCAUGGCACCACACCUGAAAACUCUAUUUAUGGACUUGAAAAAAAAGCAGUUUAUGUUGUUUGGUUGACAGAACAAUGGUAACGGAUUGACAUAAUUUGAUUGAGGAACAUUGUCAUUAUUACGAUCACACUUGUAGUGACAAGCAUUGGCCAUGUACGUGUGAUCGAUCGGUAGAAACUGGAUGUAAUUAAAAAUUUACAAAUUGG